Pseudopodoces humilis (Tibetan ground-tit) is the source of this 3564-nucleotide messenger RNA. The record is from RefSeq and is a predicted model, not a curated record. NCBI's taxonomy places the organism in Eukaryota, Metazoa, Chordata, Aves, Passeriformes, Paridae.
AUGAGCCAGAAAGAAGAAGAAAUGGAGGACAGUUCCCUGCCACUCUGUGUCACCUGCGGCCAAGCGCAUUUACCGGAAGAAAACCACUUGUACAGCUACACCGAAGAAGUAGAUGAUGAUCUGAUAUGCCACAUUUGCCUGCAACCUUUGCUUCAGCCAUUAGACACGCUCUGUGGUCACACCUUCUGCACAGCCUGCCUUACAAACUUCCUUGUGGAAAAAGACUUCUGCCCCAUGGACCGCAAGCUUGUGAUUCUCCAGACGUGCAGGAAGUCCAGCAUACUAGUGAAUAACCUCCUGGAUAAGCUAAUGGUUAGCUGCCCUUUCACAGAACACUGCUCAGAGGUCGUGCAACGUGGUCACCUUGAACAGCAUUUCCAAACCCAAUGUAAAGGAGCAUCCCACUAUGGCCUUACCAAGGAACGGAAGAGGCGUUCCCAGGACUGCUCUCCGGACCACGGCUCCAGCUUAGCGGUAGCUGCCCUGGGCCCUGAGCUCUCAGCAGCUGCGGCCAUCGCCUUAAUGACAGAUGAGCCAGGGCUGGUGAACCCAGCCUUCAGCCCCACCUCAGAGGACAGCCAGCUGGGGAGCAGCCCCGGAGACCUGCACCGCAGCAACCGGAACAGAACUCGACACUUUGAACGUUCCACUAUAAGAAGCAGAUCUUUUAAAAAAAUAAACAAGGCAUUCAGUGUUCUUCGAAGGACAAAAAGUGGAAGUGCCGUUUCCAACCAGACUGACCGGGAGAGGGAGACUGUUGGAAACUCUGCUACUGGAGAGGAAGGUUUUCCCAGGUUGUAUCACCUGAUUCCAGAUGGAGAAAUAACCUGUAUUAAGAUCAGCCGUACUGAUCCCCAUGAAAAUCUGGCCAUCAGGAUUGUGGGAGGCAGUGAGACCCCUUUGGGUCACAUUAUUAUACAGCAUAUUUAUCGAGAUGGGGUAAUUGCCAGAGAUGGAAGAUUGCUGCCUGGAGACAUGAUACUAAAGGUAAAUGGCAUGGACAUCAAAAAUGUGCCUCACAACUAUGCCCUGUCAAUCCUGAAGCAACCUUGCCACGUGCUCCGACUGACAGUGCUCCGAGAGCAGAGGUACCGAUGCCGAAACAGCGGACUUUCCCUUGAUGCUCACUGCAUUAGGGAUGACAGCUUCCAUGUUGUGCUAAACAAGAGCAGCCCAGAUGAGCAGCUGGGAAUAAAGCUGGUCCGCAAGGCCGACGAGCCAGGGGUAUUUAUCUUCAACUUGCUGGAAGGUGGCAUGGCUGCCCGUGAUGGACAGCUGCAGGAGAACGACCGGGUGCUGGCCAUCAAUGGGCACGACCAUCGCUACGGCAGCCCAGAGAGUGCAGCCCAGCUGAUUCAGGCCAGCGAGAAGCAGGUCCACUUCGUGGUGUCGCGGCAGACCAGACAGCAGACCCCCGACCUCUUGCAGGAGACCGGCUGGAGUUACAGUGCUGGCAGCUCUUCUCCCGCUGAGAGAAACAACCCCGGCAAGAGCACUCUUCACACUGUCACCUGUCAUGAGAAGGUGGUGGCUGUCCGGAAAGAUAACACAGAAUCGCUGGGGAUGACGGUGGCAGGUGGAGCAUCUAACCGGGAAUGGGAUUUGCCUAUCUAUGUGAUAAGUGUGGAACCCGGAGGAGUGAUCAGCAGAGACAGCAGGAUAAAAACAGGUGACAUCCUCCUGAACGUGAAUGGCAUUGAUCUGACGGGAGUUAGCCGGAGUGAGGCUGUCGCCCUACUGAAGAACACCAACUCCUCAGUGGUGCUCAAAGCCCUGGAGAUGAGAGCAUGUGAAGCCCAGGAGGAGCGGGGUCACCUUCCACCCCCUGAAGAGACACAGGUGACCUCCGAGAGCAGCGAGUGGUCACCAUCCUGGGUGAUGUGGCUGGGGCUGCCACGGUAUUUGUACAGCUGCAAAGAAAUUGUAUUACGAAGAAAUACAUCUGGAAGUCUUGGCUUCAGCAUCGUAGGAGGUUAUGAAGAACAUACUGGGAACAAACCAUUCUUUAUCAAAUCCAUUGUUGGGGGAACACCAGCAUAUAAUGAUGGCAGAAUUAGGUGCGGAGACAUCCUCCUUGCUGUCAAUGGCAGGAACACAUCAGGAAUGAUGCAUGCCUGCUUGGCAAGGAUGCUCAAAGAACUAAAAGGAAAAGUUACUCUCACAAUUGUGUCAUGGCCUGGCACAUUUUUAUAAAACAAGUCUUCAUGGAGAGUAUGACAAGUAUCUUAACAUGGGGAAAAAAUUUUAAAAAGGAACAUUAGUCUUGGCUUUUUUGGGGGGUCAAGUAUGUAUUUAUAAAGAAAAGGUUUGUGAAAUUUCAACCUGCAUGUCAAGAAAAGUCAAGUUUAGGCAAAGCAGUGACACCUGUCAGAAAAUCACUUGGAGUGAUCCAAGCUACAGACUUAAGUCCUUCUUUCCCUGUGUUCUUAAGGAUUUUUUGUUGGUUUUUUUAUACAUAUCUAUAUAUCUAUUUAAUGCAUUAUAAUAAUAAUGAAAUUUAAGGAGCAACAGCUUCUGCGCACCCACUUUAUUUUGAUUUACAAAAAGAAAACCUCAAAUAACUUAUGGAAAUAUUUCUUGCAAUUUUUCUAGUUGCAAUAAUCAGGUGAAGGUUUUUAUCCAACACAUUAAUAGCACUUUGAUUAUGUGUACCUUUUCAUGGUCAGCAUGAAGCUGGUAUUUUCAAGACUUUCAAGUACUGUUUGUUAGUCUGUAAAACUGUGAAUGAAAUUUCUAAAGUAAUUAAAAAUAAUUGUAACUGUGUACUUGUACAGACAUUAUUUUCAUCCAAAACCAAAUUACCUCAUUUCCCUGGUUUGUUCUGAUGAAUACUAUUAUUAAUACUAUUAAAUCUGGGACUUUUAUAUAGAAUAUUACUUUUAAGAAAGUACACUGCACCCUGCUAAUGCCAUCAAAUGAGUCUUUUGAAUAGCAGUAAAAUUUUUGUGGGAUUGCCUUAUCACACUUGAUACUGUUCUGCAUGAAGUAAAUCUAAAAAUUAUGGUGGUCUUAUAUGUCUUUUAAAAUAGCCCUUUGUCUUUCUCUGCAAAUAACUCAUGUUCCUCAGUCUUGUUUUUAUCUCACAAGCUUGCAGUGGGAAGAGGAUAUGUUUGUUAAUCUUUAUCGUGUUAAGGGCAGCUGUUCCCCUAGAACAAAGACUAAAAUGAACUCUCUCUUAAGCCACUGAAAAGCAGCAGGGAUGCUUAUCCAGCUUAAUUCAUCCUUAUGCACCCACACAAACCAGACAUAAUUACCAAGUGUAUCAUCACCAUGCUCAGUGUUCCAUUCAACUAAGAACAAUCAGCACCUUUCCCACUUUCCCUAGUUUUUUUUUGCUCCACAUUAUUACACAGCUUUUGAAGAGCCUGCAGUUCCUGUGUGUCCCUGUAGUAAAAGAUGACCUUUCCAAAUAUGACUCCAAAAGCUUUGCUAAACCCACACUGUUCCAGAUGUUGGGUAUAUAAUAAAAUGAAUGCACACUGUUUCUAAAGUCAGUAAAAGAAUGACCUUCCCGUCGGCUUAUGAAAAAAGGAGACAAUUUAAUACAAAGAAUUUAAGCCCUAC